Molecule: messenger RNA, 2493 nt
Organism: Aegilops tauschii subsp. strangulata
Lineage: Eukaryota; Viridiplantae; Streptophyta; Magnoliopsida; Poales; Poaceae
Product: hydroxyproline O-galactosyltransferase GALT2
Cellular component (GO): Golgi membrane
Molecular function (GO): hydroxyproline O-galactosyltransferase activity; carbohydrate binding
Source: RefSeq, a predicted model, not a curated record
CCAUUUCUCCCCACUGCCCGACCUCCCCGCACGCACGCGCGAGCAUCUCCAACUCCGCCCCCGCCCCCGCCUCCGAUUCCACGCCUCCUCUGCGCGCGCCAGAUCCGGCCAGCGCAGGCGUGACGCGGCGGGCCUGCUCUCGCGCCGCGCUUGACCACAGAGAGAUCGCUGUCGCCGUCCACUGCGGGGCCCGAGCGCGCGAAGGUGGGGUUGGCUACGGGCCGCUGAGCGAGGGCAAUGGCGCGGCGGUGGCGGCCGUCGCACCUUGUGUUCGUCGCGGGGGUGGCCUAUCUCAUCCUCAUCUCCCUCAAGUUCCGCCGCGUCCUCGACCUUGCCACCGCCGACCUCGCCGCCGUUGACUCCGCCUUCUCCUCCCCAUCCUCCACCGACCACCUGCCCCCUCUCCUCCCAGGCAGCUCGUCCUCCUCCAAUGCCACCAUGUUCCAGGUCCAGCCCUUCUGGCACCGCUACGACCGCGUCUCCCUCCCCGACAUCGCCGCUCGCAACCGCUCCGCGCUCGACCGCAUGGCCGACGACGCCUGGUCGCUCGGGCUCACCGCCUGGGAGGACGCCGCAGCCUUCGCCGGGGACCCCUGGGAGCUCGCCGCCGUCGAUGCCGCCUCCACCGACAAGUGCCCCGCCGCCGUCUCCGUGCGCUCGCGGGGGAGGGUCGUCUUCCUGCCCUGCGGCCUCGCCGCUGGCUCCGCUGUCACCGUCAUCGGCACGCCUAGGCCAGCGCACAAGGAAUACGUGCCGCAGCUCGCCAGGAUGCGCCAGGGGGACGGGACCGUGCACGUCUCGCAGUUCAUGGUCGAGCUGCAGGGCCUGCGCGCCGUUGACGGCGAGGACCCGCCCAGGAUAUUGCACCUUAACCCCAGGCUGAGGGGGGACUGGAGCCAGCGCCCCAUCAUCGAGCACAAUACCUGCUACCGGAUGCAGUGGGGCUCCGCACAGCGCUGUGACGGCUUGCAGCCCGAGGACAACGACGACAAGGUCGAUGGGUUCACCAAAUGUGAGAAAUGGAUACGUGAUGAUAUUGUUGACACGAAAGAGUCCAAGACAACUUCAUGGCUAAAGAGGUUCAUAGGGCGUGCAAAGAAACCGGCAAUGACAUGGCCAUUCCCUUUUGUGGAAGACAGGCUAUUUGUUCUUACUAUACAAGCUGGCGUUGAAGGUUUCCACAUAUAUGUUGGUGGUCGACAUGUGACAUCUUUCCCUUAUCGACCAGGUUUCACUCUUGAAGAUGCAACAGGAUUAUAUGUUAAGGGUGAUGUGGAUGUCCAUUCAGUUUAUGCCACUGCUCUUCCUAUGUCUCAUCCCAGUUUUUCCCUUCAACAAGUCCUUGAAAUGUCAGACAAAUGGAGGUCCCAACCACUGCCAAGAGAUCCAGUUUACCUUUUUAUCGGAAUACUUUCCGCAUCAAAUCAUUUUGCUGAACGCAUGGCUGUGAGAAAAACUUGGAUGCAAACUUCAGAAAUUAAGUCUUCUAAAGUAGUCGCACGAUUCUUUGUAGCACUGAAUUCGAGGAAAGAGGUCAAUGUGAUGCUGAAGAAAGAAGCUGAAUACUUUGGAGAUAUUGUCAUUUUGCCAUUUAUAGAUCGUUAUGAACUGGUAGUUCUUAAGACAAUCGCUAUUUGCGAGUAUGGGGUCCAGAACUUGACAGCGGCCCAUGUCAUGAAAUGUGACGACGAUACAUUUGUGAGGGUAGAUGUGGUUCUCAGACAUAUCAAGAUGAACUCCCUUGGCAAACCAUUAUACAUGGGGAACCUUAACCUCUUGCAUAGACCACUGAGAACUGGGAAAUGGGCAGUUACAGAGGAGGAGUGGCCUGAAGAUAUCUAUCCGCCUUAUGCUAAUGGACCCGGUUAUGUAAUUUCUGGUAGCAUAGCAAAAUUCGUUGUGUCUCAGCAUGCCAAUCAGAGUUUAAGGCUAUUCAAGAUGGAGGAUGUAAGUAUGGGGCUAUGGGUUGAAAAAUUCAAUUAUACCAUGCCUGUCAGGUAUUCUCAUAGCUGGAAGUUCUGCCAGUAUGGUUGCCUCGAGAACUACUACACUGCGCACUAUCAGUCGCCAAGGCAAAUGCUAUGCUUGUGGGACAAGUUGGUUCGUGGUCGCCCAUCCUGCUGCAAUUAUAGAUAGUGAAAUGCGAUCUUUCAUUCACUCGCAGUCAGCAUUCCUUCUAUCCCAGCGGGUGAGUUUGGCUGGCUGGUGUUCUCUUUUUUGACAUGAAUCACCUAGCUUAGAGGCUGCUGCUCCAUUGGCUUGAUUGAGCUUACAUUGCUGAGGUUGAAGCUUGAAGAUUAGGUAGAAAGCUACAACCAUCUGGUUUCAUACAUUAGCCUGAUUUGCGUUUCUCAUCUACUUAGCAUCCACAUGUGCCCUUGUAAUUGAUGCCAGUUUUCUUCCAGGGAGAUUAAUCCCAAUUUUGAUGUAGAACAUGUGAUCAAAAUGUUCAGAUGUAUGCCUCUUCUUAUGGUAGAGAAAAUGAUCACAACU